UGUGGAACUUUUCCAUGAAAACAGUAUAAAUAUAGUGUUGUUGUACGAAACUAUACAUUAUUGUAUUCUACAACUAAAAUAAAAUGCGUUCAUCGAUCUUCAUAUUUUUUGCUGGCGUCUGCGCACUCCACAUUCAGUCAUCAUUUGCUGGAGUGAAGGAGAGAAUUGAAGCGUUGGCGAAAACCGGUACAAGAUCUGGUGUGCUACAAAAAGAUCAUUUGCUAUCUGGAGCGGUCGACAAAAAGUUUUCAUUAACAUUUAAUUGCACUUCACUAGAAUCUGUUACGCUCAAACCAGUUCCCGUGAAUGCUCAAUUAAAUCAACUCAAGAGUUAUAUUGGUAAAGUUGCUGAUAAAGCUCUUCAAUCGAAGUUGAAUUCAUUCUAUAGUUCGGUCAAUCAAUUUUCACACAUGAUGCAAACGCUGAAAACAGCAAUGGGAGAGUAUAAAAAAUGCUGUGAAUUAUACCAAACAAAACAAAAACAAUUCCUGGAUUCCAUACAAUCGGAUAAAGAUAAAUUGGGACAGAGUUUGGUGAAAAUUCAACCAUUCGAAUCAGAUUUAUUGCAUCAUUUUAUUAAUUUACAAAAAGUAGCAACAGAGCUGAAGGUAACCAUUGAUAGUUAUGCGGCUGAAAUUAAAUCAGUAAUGACUAAAAUUGAUGAAAUAAAUUCCGCAAAACCAAAAGAUAAGCCAAAACAUACAGCACAAUUAAAUGAAAUUAUGGACGGAAUUGCCCGCAGUGACGUAAUUAAGAAUCUAAAUAAUGAUGUUUAUAAGAUUGUUAAUGAAAAAUGCCCAAAUAUCAUCAGCUUCUAUGAUGGAUUGAAGCAUUGAAAUUUAAACAAAAUCAUCGAAGCAUAAAAAUCAAUGAGAAAAACAUAAAUUUAUAACGAUUGAAAUUGAAUUUCAUUGUUAACAUUAAAAAUUUGAUAGUUUGAAGAGAUUAGAAAGUUCAAAUGUUACAACACAUUUCCAUUUUUUAAAAUACAUUUCGAAUAUCCAAUAAAAAUGAUAAAA
Messenger RNA from Contarinia nasturtii (swede midge), 1019 nucleotides. RefSeq lists its product as uncharacterized. The record is from RefSeq and is a predicted model, not a curated record. The coding region runs from base 84 to 836 and encodes 250 amino acids. The transcript has 2 exons. NCBI's taxonomy places the organism in Eukaryota, Metazoa, Arthropoda, Insecta, Diptera, Cecidomyiidae.